AUGCUGCCACCGGCCGCGCGCCUCGCGGCCCGUCGCCUCCUCGGCCUCGCCUCCGCAUCUGCGUCGGAAGCAGCCGGCCGCCGGCUAGCUUCGUCUCCGAUCGCUGCCGCAGGCUACUCCGCCGCCGCCUCUAGGAGCUCCGUCUCCAGCACCAGGCCCUUCUCCACGGCUCUUAACUACCACCUUGAUUCGCCGGAGAACAAGCCGGACAUGAAAUGGGAGUUCUCGGAGGCGAAUAUGAAGAAGGUCAAUGAGAUACUCCCUCACUAUCCAAGCAACUACAAGCAAUCUGGUAUUAUUCCGCUGCUUGAUCUUGCACAGCAGCAGCAUGGUGGAUGGGUGCCAGUUGCAGCCAUGGAUGCUAUUGCUAAAAUCGUCGAAGUUGCACCAAUCAGGGUAUAUGAAGUUGCUACCUUUUACACAAUGUUUAACCGGACUAAGGUUGGUAAAUACCAUCUUCUGGUGUGUGGAACUACACCUUGUAUGAUUCGUGGUUCACGUGAAAUUGAAGAUACAUUGUUGGAGCACCUUGGAGUUAAACGAAAUGAGGUGACCAGUGAUGGCUUAUUUUCUGUUGGAGAAAUGGAGUGCAUGGGUUGCUGUGUGAAUGCUCCUAUGAUUGCUGUGGCUGACUACUCGAAAGGCUCAGAGGGUUACACAUACAACUACUAUGAGGACCUCACUCCGAAACGAGUUGUUGAGAUUGUUGAGAUGCUGAGAAGAGGCGAAACACCUCCUCGAGGCACACAGCACCCGGAGCGAAAAAACUCUGGCCCUGCGGGGGGGAACACCACCUUGCACGGAGAGCCGAAACCUCCUCCAUGCAGGGAUCUCGAUGCCUGCUAG
Miscanthus lutarioriparius is the source of this 846-nucleotide messenger RNA. NCBI's taxonomy places the organism in Eukaryota, Viridiplantae, Streptophyta, Magnoliopsida, Poales, Poaceae. The record is from the annotation of a GenBank genome assembly.